CGAUGCCCAAAUAUCAAAACUUGUUGUAUUAUGUCUGAACACCAAUUAUAUAACCCCAAGAAUAAAAAACAACCUAGAAAGUAAGUAAGAUGGAUUCAGAAGGCAGAACCUCGUAUACUCUUAGGUAAUAUCACGAUUUUAUUCGUGUAUAUGGCAAAAACCAAACCCUGGAACCUUUGUUUGACGCUCUGACAGAAAUUCAAUACCCCCUUGAAGAUUUUCGCUUUGGCGUAUAAAAGCCCCCGCCCAACUGCAGUGGAGCAUCAGACAGUCAUCAGCUUUCUAUCCGGAUCCAACAUGAAGUUCCUCAUCGUCUUCGUCGCCCUCUUCGCCAUGGCCGUGGCCCGCCCCAACGAGGCCAAUAUCCUGAAGCAGGACUCCGACGUGCAGCCCGACAAGUGGAGCUCCGCUCUGGAGACCAGCGACGGCACCAAGAUCGACCAGCAGGGUGCCCUGAAGGACGUUGGCACUGAGCACGAGGCCGCCGUUGUCCACGGAUCCUACUCCUGGGUGGAUGAGAAGACCGGCGAGAAGUUCACCGUGACCUACGUCGCCGAUGAGAACGGAUUCCAGCCCCAGGGCGCCCAUCUGCCCGUUGCCCCAGCUGCUUAAAUUAUUGUAUAGACCAAAAUAAAUUGAUUGUAAAUUGCAAAUAA
Drosophila biarmipes is the source of this 656-nucleotide messenger RNA. Its product is annotated as larval cuticle protein 65Ab1. The record is from RefSeq and is a predicted model, not a curated record. Gene Ontology annotation, molecular function: structural constituent of chitin-based larval cuticle. Gene Ontology annotation, cellular component: chitin-based extracellular matrix. Lineage: Eukaryota; Metazoa; Arthropoda; Insecta; Diptera; Drosophilidae. The transcript has 2 exons. The coding region runs from base 298 to 612 and encodes 104 amino acids.